Rhea pennata is the source of this 8371-nucleotide messenger RNA. RefSeq names its product UBX domain protein 7 (gene UBXN7). Gene Ontology annotation, cellular component: nucleus. Gene Ontology annotation, molecular function: ubiquitin binding. The transcript is spliced from 11 exons. Lineage: Eukaryota; Metazoa; Chordata; Aves; Rheiformes; Rheidae. The record is from RefSeq and is a predicted model, not a curated record. Gene Ontology annotation, biological process: proteasome-mediated ubiquitin-dependent protein catabolic process. Bases 470 to 1840 code for a protein of 456 amino acids.
CGGGAGCAGAGGCGCGCGGCGGGAGGUGCUUCCCCCGACUCCUCGCUCCUCACGCGGGACGAGGCGGAGCGGUGCUGGUGGGCUGCCCCAGGGGACGUUAUUCUCUCUAUCCUGGGGAGGCUUGGAGCGCCGGCGGGGCCGGAGUCGGCUGCCCCAGUGUGGAGGAGGGAGGAGGCCGGCAGCACUCGGGCCUGUCAGUGGGGCCCUUGGGGGGCCUGGCCCGUGCCGGUGGCCUGUGCCGACGGCGCCGUGCGGCUGAGGCAGGCACCGAGAGCGCGGUGCUUCGGGGGUCUCCAGGGCGGGCUGGCGGCUGCACCAGCUAUGGUGGAGUUUCCGUGCUCCCUCUGGCCUGUGCUUUUGCAUACAGUGGGUUUUCCCUUCGCUUUUGAAAACAAGAGUAUAGAGACUCCUUUCAGUUCUUUUCUACACUCCUGAUCUUCUAGGUGCCAGUGAAAGCGUGGGAAAACAUAUGCUUGAAGCAUGCAACAACAAUCUGGAGAUGGCUGUCACUAUGUUUCUGGAUGGUGGAGGCAUAGCAGAGGAGCCUAGCACCAGUUCUGCAGGAGUGUCUGCUGUUCGACCGCAUACAGAGGAUGAAGUACGAGCUCCAAUUCCUCAAAAACAGGAAAUUUUAGUGGAGCCUGAGCCCUUGUUUGGAGCUCCUAAAAGACGUAGACCUGCCCGUUCAAUAUUUGAUGGCUUUCGAGAUUUCCAAACAGAAACCAUUCGACAGGAACAGGAGCUACGAAAUGGAGGGGCCGUUGAUAAGAAACUCACUACUCUGGCAGACCUCUUCAGGCCUCCCAUUGAUCUGAUGCACAAAGGCAGCUUUGAAACGGCUAAGGAGUGUGGUCAGAUGCAGAACAAAUGGCUCAUGAUAAACAUUCAGAAUGUGCAAGAUUUUGCAUGUCAGUGCCUCAACCGUGAUGUGUGGAGCAAUGAGGCUGUGAAGAACAUAAUCCGGGAACAUUUCAUUUUUUGGCAGGUAUACCAUGACAGUGAGGAAGGACAGAGGUACAUACAGUUUUAUAAAUUGGCAGAUUUCCCUUAUGUCUCCAUCCUGGAUCCCAGGACAGGCCAGAAGCUAGUGGAGUGGCACCAAUUAGAUGUAACUUCUUUCUUGGACCAAGUGACUGGGUUCCUGAGUGAGCAUGGACAACUGGAUGGGCAUUCUACUAGCCCUCCCCAAAAAUGUUCUCGUUCUGAGAGUCUCAUUGAUGCCAGUGAGGACAGCCAGUUGGAAGCUGCUAUCAGAGCCUCAUUACAGGAAACACAUUUUGAUUCCUCACAGGCCAAGCAGGAAAGUCGGUCAGAUGAGGAGUCUGAAUCAGAGCUUUUUUCUGGAAGUGAAGAGUUUAUUUCUGUUUGUGGAUCUGAGGAGGAAGAAGAAUCAGAGAAUCCUGCCAAGUUGAGGAAGUCUCCACACAAGGACUUGGGGUAUAAAAAAGAAGAGAGUCGGAGGCCUCAGCCUGAGACCCCUGCAAGGACAGAGCCUGGUACAACAUCAAAUCACAGAGUACUGCCCUGCAUUGAUGCAGGGAUCGUGGAGGAGUCAACUGAAAAGCCUGAAAGUACAUUGCAGGGCCUGGAGGUGAAUGGACCAAAGGCACAGCUGAUGCUAAGGUAUCCAGAUGGAAAGAGGGAACAAAUUUCACUGCCCGAACAAGCUAAACUUCUGGCUCUUGUGAAGCAUGUCCAGUCAAAAGGAUACCCGAAUGAACGCUUUGAACUUCUUACCAACUUCCCUCGAAGGAAACUCUCCCACCUGGACUAUGAGAUCACAUUACAGGAGGCAGGCCUGUGUCCUCAAGAGACUGUCUUUGUGCAGGAAAGGAAUUAGCACUGUGGCCUGAGCUCUCCCAGCCUUCCUUCUCUCUCCUCUCUGCCUAGGACACCAACUCACUAAAUAUGAAGUUGAGGGUCGUAGGAUUGCAGUGCUGAAAACAGGCAGGCAGCUGGCUGGCCCUUCUCUCUCUUCUUCCCUUCUCCUAAUCUAGUGACCAAAUGAGGAUGUUCAGAGUUUUGGGUUUUUUUUCCUCAGCUUGAGCCCUGGGGAGAGCAUUGGGAAGAACAUUUCUCUUUGGGAAGAAUGUCUUUCCUUUGCUUUUAUGGAAUAAAAUAAAAGGGUAAUCUGUGCAUCCAGAAUGCUGGGGCUUGGAGUGGCCAUAACGUACAUACCCUUCUCGCUGCUAUUCUUAAAGCUGUUUUGAUUAAUUUAUUUUUUUAAAAUGCUGUGUGAUAAGGCGCUGAGUCAUCUCUCUAAGGGGAGAAUGUAAUUUUUAGUAGAGUCCUACCUUCAUUUUUGUUCUCUACAUGAAAGGUCUCCAUUAACCUUACGGCCUUCUUACAGGAUCACUUAUCUAGCACUCUGCAGAAAAUUUAUUUUUGGGAAGGAGUUACGGUGAGCUGUAUUAAGAUGCUCUGCUCCCAUCUAAUUUAAAUGCUUCUAUAUUGCCUGCAUAUUUUAUGCUGCUAGUGAACUUCUUAAAAAAAAAAAAAAAAAAAAAAAAAAAAAAAAGAAGAACAGGUAUACUCAGUAUGGAAUUGAAUGCUUGGCCCAGAGGGAAAGCUGCUUGUCUGCUAUUUUAGCAGAAUUGACUCCUUUAUAAGAGUAGAUGGCAUUUCAAUUUGUUCUCUCCCCCACAUCUCCUAAAUGACGACUCCUGUUUACUUUCAGGGUUUUACGAUGGAGUGUCACAGGAUGUUGUGAAGAUCUUAAAAUCUCUGGAAAACGCCUAUCAUAAAGUUGACAGCUGGCUUUUCUAUUUGUGUUUUUUCCCAGAGGUGACUAGCCUUGCAGGGGUUUUAGAACACUGAACAUUUAGACCAUUAGUACAUUUGGACUGGAUAGCAAAUUCUAAGCAGGAUUCUCUUUAUUAAUUAAAAACAUCUACAAAGCCUUGUCGGACUGUAGAAUUAGUUAAUGCAUUAUGAAAGAUUUUGUAGCAGCAGUUAAUUUCCCUAUUUGAUUCAGAUUUUCUUUUUACCUAUGAAAGCUGGCAUCAGAAGUUGUGCAGGCAUAUCCUGUGUGUACAUUGGACAAUGCUGACUGCCUUAUUUUCCCAGGGUAUUUUAUCUUGAUAUAGAGCUUUUGGUCAGUGUGUGUUACAGCAGAUAUUAGAGUGGGAUAAAAGUUCAGUAACACAGCCAUCCUCAAGACUAAUGUUGAGGCAGUGUAUAUUUACAGUUGAGAACUCAGUCUAGCAUGCUCUUCACCAGUGAAGAAAAAGCUGUAUAAAACCUGCCAUGAGUGUAAAUUUUUUCUGGACAAACAGGGAGAAGAUAGGAGUUAACAACAAGAAAUAUUAGUCUCUCUCUGCUAGUGAGCUCCAUGCAACAUGUCAGGGAGCGCUGCCUUCAUGACAUGACACUGUCAGAUAAUUAUAUUUGUUAAAGAAAAAGACUUAAUUAUCAGAAACUUAGUAUAGGAUAAAACUUUUCCAGUUAUUUUUCCUUAAAUUUCAUACUUGACUACAUGUUUUGGAGUCUUUAAAUGUAGGAAAUCAUGGAGUAUGCAGGACAGUUUCUAUGACAGUAUUAGCUCACAGCUGUCCUUUACCCUGUAAUUGAGGUUUUGCAUAGAACCAUGAAAUUAUAUAAAUUAAUUUCCCUUUAUGUGAAAACUGUUUUGCAUUCCACUGCAAGAUAUGGGGUCACAGAAGCAAAAUAUGAUAGCAGAUUCGUAAUCAGUGAGUGUUGUGAAAUCAAAUGUCGUUUUUGGACUGUAAAGAGAUCCUUCAACAGAGGACACUUCCUAGCACUAGAAAGAAGGUGAAUUGCAAGGCCAGUGGAGGAAAGGGAAUGAUGGUCAUUGUCCUGUGAACUGGCAGUUGCACCUCUAGGCUGAAGGAUCCUUUCCGUUUCUGGAAAUGCCCAAAUUCUAACUAGGACAUAUGAGAGCAGGACAGAAGGAAGCCCUUCUGUGUAGGUCUGAUGCCUCCCUAGAUAGCUUCAGCUAUUUAAUUGAGGUGACUUCUGGUGUUUAUUGCCUUGAAACUCUACCUCUUCCUCCCUGGCUUCACAAGAAAAUUAUGAUGGGCUAUCAAUAGGAUGCAGUAUCCGACACACAAGAAAUUGUCUAUCAGGCUAGAUAGGAUGGGAGCAUGUUGGCCUUUCCUGUUUUCCCCCACCCUGUUCCUCUCUGUAUAAGGCAGGGAGGAAGCCUUUGCAGUUCAGCUGGUAUCUCUUUUGAGUUGUUGCUAGUUGACUGUGUUUACUGAUGGAAGGCCAACUAACUUUGGACAGAUGCAGGUUUGUAUCGACUUUUGGAAUGUUUUUUCACAUUAACAUUGGUAGCAGUGAAAAAUUCUCUGGCCAUUCAGUCCCAUUCCUAUGUCUGUUUUAUUGGUAGCUUCUCUUUACCCUCUUUCUUUCCCCAGUUGUACUAGUGUGUAUGUGGAGCUAGGCUGUUAGUUGGUGAAGUAAUCAGAUGUAAAAUAACCAACAGCUGUGUCAGUAGUGGGAAAGAGGGGAGACUGUGCUGCAGAUGAGCAUGAACUUCUUGCAUCAGUUCUGCUAGUGGAGAUACUGUACAGUAUUUAGAGCGUGAUCCCAUAUUGGGAAACCUCCUUUUCUAAACAGUUGAAAAAACUGCCAAAACUUUUUUUUUUUUUUUUUUUUUUUUUUUUUUGCUGUUCUUUUCUUUCUUCCUCAGCUGCGAGAAAAGAUUAAGAUUAAACUGGUCAUCUUGUGAUCAAAUGCAAAAUUGAGAGCCUUGGGGUAGCUUUUCAUUGCUUUGGUUAUACAAGAAUAGCUCAGUCAUGUCUUACACAAGGAAGUAAAAGCUGUACAUUGAAGCGUUAAUCCAUCAAAAUAUUCUUCUCUGGCAUGGCAAAUGCUUUUGGCUGCUAGUAUAGUGGAACUAGGAGUACUUAUACUCUCAUCUUUUAGGAAAAUGAAAACAGUCUUUUCAAAUUUGAGGUUUUAUUUAGAGAAUAUUAAUCUUUUUACAACCUAAGAGGGAAAUAAGAAUGUGAAAUGGAAGCACUACACUGAAAAUAGCAUAUUUUUUCUGUUUUCUGGAUAAAACCCAAAUGAAUUCUUGGUAGUUCCUGGUACUUAUUUUUCUUUCCCAAGAAAUGCUGAGCCUGGAUUUCUGUUUUUUCUUUCUUUUUCUGUUUUCUUUUGCUUUGGUUUGCAAUCAGGAGGCAGAGAACAAUUUUUUAAAAGGGGGAAGUGCCCCUGCAUGUGACUGUUUUUCUCUCCCCUCUUCCUUCAUCCCCAGUAAAAACAGUGCUACAGCACACACAUCAGCCAGCUGUGUUGUGGAGACUGAAAACUAUUAAGAAAAAAGACCAACCUCUUCAGAUUUUCGCUCAUAUUGAAGCCUUUUCAGCAUGUUGUGCAGGCCUGAGGGGUGUGGCUGAGAACAUUAACCCAAGUCAUGCGUGCAGCUGUUUGUAAGUGUUAAAAGAUAAAAGCUAGUUUGGCUCUAUUUAAAAAGAGCCUUUGUCACAGUUACUUCUAAUUAUUAAAUAUGAAGUACAAACUACUUGGAAAAUAUUGGAAAAAUGCCUUAAGUCUCUAAUUGCAAAAGAAGAAGAUUUGAAGGACAAAGCAAGUAAUUCCUCAAAGGCUGUGUUUUGUAGCUUCUUAUAGAUAUAUUUUGGCUUUAAUUUGCGUGCUGUUUUGCAAGAACUGCCAUGAAGUCAGUGGAGCAGAGAUUCAUAUAAACAGUAUAAGUCACUAUCUUUGUGGGUAUGGAACUAAAUAGAACUAAUAUGCUUCUUACUAUUUACAGAGGAAAUUUUCCUUGCACAUGCCCUUCAUCUAACUUGUUUUUACUCUGGUAGCAUGUAAUCUACCUGUGGCUAGUAGCUAAUAGUCACAGUUACAACCAGCAUUCAGAAACAGAAUGGAAAAUGAACAUCAGCUUUUUCUGCUAGGUGCUGCUGGCACAUGUAUUGCUGGAUUCCCACUCAUGGUCCUUCAGAGACCCAAAGAAGGCAGACUGAGGUUGAGUCAAAAAUUUCUGAGUGUACUUGCAUUACUUUAAGUAACUUUGAAUUAAGGCCUGGGAUUUUACACUUCUGACCUUUAUGUACUGAAGUAUGUUGCCUUUCUUGAUAAACCAGAUAAGGUGACAGUUUAAAUGUUAAAAGGGUGUGCGUAUGUUUGUUUUUAAUGACCUUGUAAAUUCUAGUUUUCUCUAAAGAAGUUGUCCAAAGACAAAUUUUUUUCUUAAGUGGAUUUAAACAGCAAUUAAAGUUAUGAAUCAGCGAAUUUCUGGAAGUCACUAGGUCUGCUACUUUAUUACAAAACACACCUGUUGUGUAAAGGAAGUCCGUGUUAACUGCUGCAAAUAGCCUGCAUUUUCUGUGUUCAGUCAGUUUCAUAGACAAAGUUUUUAAAGAGUACCAGAUUAAAUAGCUGUCAGAUUACACACUAAGUCAUACCAAUUUACGCUGAUGCUGUGGUUUGUAUGCUUGUUUACAAUCAGAAAGAGACAGCUGGGUUUUAUAGUACAUGUUUUAAUAAACAAACCUCAUUGCUGAAGGACCUGGCUUCUCUAAUACGCAUUUAAAGAAACUUCCACAUAAUUUUAUGCAUACUGUUUGAUAACACCUUCUGGCUAUUGGAAAAAAAAUUGUUAUGCAAUCUUUGAGAUCUUCAUAACUUCAAUUGAAAAAGUUAAUUCUACAUAUGAUGGCUUAUGCAGUAGCUCUUUGAAGAGCAAGCCUUGUCUUUGGGCAGUGGUUCUUUGAACCCAGCUGCUUGAUGCUGCCCUAUUACAGAGGGCAUGAUGCAUUGUUCCCAGUCUGUUUGGGCAGCUAAUUAUGGCCAGUUCUGAGUCUCCUUGCUAGUUAGGCCUCUGAUUCCUUGCUUUUUUGAUGUUGUUUUUAGGGCUAGAGCAGUGAGUUCAAAAGAACUUGAGAGCAGUAAGGGUUAAACUAAAAUCCCAUUUUCUUUGAGGAGCAGGGAGGGACCAGGGAAGCAUCACUUGGCCUGAAUUUCAUUGGCUUCCAAAAAUUGCAAAGAUGCAUAAAAUGUGGUGUUCUUUCUAAAAGCUCACAAAGAAAGGGAGAAGCUAGAACCUUGUGUAGGAAUGCUUUCAGGAAUGGCAAGAUACAUGUCGUUUCAGGAACUUUAAGGUUGCUACUAUAUUUUACCUCUUCAUCUUAAAUCAGCUUUUGAGUUUUUUUUAAUUAAUUUUUUAGAAAACUUCCACUACUUUCUUCUUGUUUAAUAUCUUUUCUAUCAAGUUAGUUGUAUCAAAAAGGUAGCACCCUAUGCCAAGAUAGGGAGAGACUGCAGGGAUGUUGGUAGGUGAAGUGCAGAGUCUCAUGAAGAUUGGGUGUACCUUGUCUGGCAGUAUUGACAAAUUUGAUGCAUCCUCCUUCCCCCCCUCCCCCAAAUGAUUUCCUCAUCCUCAUUUUCAAGUGGAAAAACUGCUGCUUUAAAGGCAAAACAGAAUUGAAUACGAGGGCAUGUUUUGACCCCUAUAUCAGCCACUUAUGUUGUUGGAAAUUCCCUUAGUCAUUGUUUUGGGCUAACCUAAAAUUUUUUUUGAUCUCUGGCUGUUGAGGUCUGUGCAUGCUGUGGCUUAUUUUUUCUGUAAGGAUCAUCUUGUACAGUUUUUCUCUGAGUGCAAGAUCUUACUGUAGUUUGAUUAUAGUCUGUCUGCUCCUGAACUGUGAGGUUAAUGGAUACAUGUUCUGUGAUGUUGGACAAGGUGACUUUUAUUCCAGUCUCUUCUUGGCUGUGAGAUGCUUAGUGUCUGUCCACCGCUGAUAAAUAUAGCCAUAUAUAUAUACACAUAUAUUUUUAAUCUGAGAAUGUGGCACUUAACAUCAGUGCCUGAAGUUGCCUCAGUAAAACUUUUUACAUCACAGUAUUGCUGGUAAUUGCGGAAGUUCUGGAUUUGGUCACUGUCAUUAAUGACUUUUGAGUGUCUGCAGUACAGAGAAGAGCAAUUCUGUAAUUGUUUAAUGGUGCUGAGACUUUAAGAUAUAGAAGGAUAGAUAGUACAGGUACAUGGAGGAAGGGGGUCAGGUGCUAUUUUAUAGAACAGCUUUAUGUGAAGAAAAUCUGGGUAAACUCAGCUCAGAAGCGUGGUGCCUAAUCAGAGACACCAGACUAUAGAAUAGAUAAUUUUUUAAAAAGAGUGUUUCCUCUGUUUGGUGAACUUACAGUUUCAGAAUUAUGACUUUGCCUAUCAAUUUUUACAAUAGUGACUUUUUCCUUCAAUGAUGCAACUUAGUGUGGGAGGAGGGAGAGAAUUAACUUGGAAGAUUUCAACUCACUGUGCUGGGAGGGACCAAACUCAAGGAAACCUCUGAUCUAUAUACACAACUGCUGCAUUUUUUAUAAAUAUAUGUAAAUGUCCUAUUGUAAUAUUUGAUCCUGGAAAUAAAACAAACUGUUUUCAGUA